AUGGCGGAUGCAGAACAUGCGUCAAAGUCGCCAGUUGGAGUUUGCUCCGGACGGAUACUGCUGUUCGCAGAAGUCAAACAGCUUCUUUCUGCAGUUCAACUUGUCCUUGACACUCAAAAGUUCAACACUGGAGGAUUCAGGAAUGUCAAUAUCACAUUCACAAAUUCCCAGAUAUCAGUCCAAGUUGAUGACAAGACUGUCACCUUCCAUUUUGACCAGUUACGUCUCUCCCCCGUUUCCUGUAAUGGACUGAUCUGCUUGCCUAAUGGAGAAAUUCAGCUGCGCAUGCAAGUAUCGGGACCAAACAUUGGCUGCCAGGCUAACACGAGUCAGAAGUCUCAUCACCAGCGACAGUUGGUGGAAAGGCUGCAAAAGAAAUAUCAUCUCUGUGCCUGCGUGAUGUGUGGCCAGAGACUACUGACAAAAGACUGCAAAUUUAAAAGAGUUCUUCCAUUGCCCUCGGAAAAUUGGAACGAUUUGGCAGAUUCUUGGUUCUGUCAUCGCCAUGACGACCAAUCAGGCGCUAUCCCGAAUACAUUAUUGCCAAGAGAGUCUGACUGCCUGGUUGGAGAAUUGUACUGCCUGAUCCACAAGUCCAAAUUGGCUGUCAAAUCGUAUCAGAUUUCUGCAAAUCAUUAUCUUCAGUGCUGUAGGUGCAGGAAUCCUAUUGGAGAGCUCUACAAAGGGAGGCCACUGUGCAAAGAAAAGGCAGCAUGUCUGGAGGAAAAGGUUGUAUAUCCAGACACAGUAAAACUACAUUAUCACAGUAUUUCACUUUCCAGUGAGGAGAGGAAUACACACAGAAAAGCUGUGGAGUUAUCAGGCAAUGAAAGAAUCCAUCUAAAGCAAGAAGACUCAAACCUGUCUGACAGAAUCCAUCUGAAAGAGGAAGACUUCUUGGCCCGAUAUUUUCUGGAUCAGUGUAGAAUCUUUACCAGCUAUCGCUUCCUGGUCCAGCCUCAAGUGGCCAAUCAGAAGCACUGUAAACAAUGCUGUCUGGUAUGGCUGCUAGAUGGAGAUGCAUUGAUGUACAGUCAAGAGGUAGCGUUGAGGUCAGAGGUGACAGAGGUCAAACAGACAACUGUGGUCAAGGUGCUAUACAGGGCUUACUUCCAAACCGCUCACAGUUGUCCAGGGCAGAAGAAUUGUGCUGACCCUUACAAGACGUGGAGAAAAGACCGAACUGUCCAUGAUAUAGAGCUGCCGCACUCUUUAUACAUCGCCUUUCUUACCUCCCUUGUCAGAAACACACGACAUCUCCCCUCCUCCCUGCGCUACCUGAAUGGCUUCCAUGUGGGUUAUCUUCACAAGUUGCCAGCAAGCGUCACCUGA
This is a messenger RNA of Liolophura sinensis, 1332 nucleotides long. Its product is annotated as E3 ubiquitin-protein ligase E3D-like. Gene Ontology annotation, cellular component: nucleus; ubiquitin ligase complex; cytosol. The transcript has 8 exons. Gene Ontology annotation, molecular function: cyclin binding; ubiquitin protein ligase activity; ubiquitin conjugating enzyme binding. NCBI's taxonomy places the organism in Eukaryota, Metazoa, Mollusca, Polyplacophora, Chitonida, Chitonidae. Bases 1 to 1332 code for a protein of 443 amino acids. Gene Ontology annotation, biological process: protein monoubiquitination; proteasome-mediated ubiquitin-dependent protein catabolic process; protein polyubiquitination. The record is from RefSeq and is a predicted model, not a curated record.